This is a messenger RNA of Rodentolepis nana, 1395 nucleotides long. The record is from the annotation of a GenBank genome assembly. Lineage: Eukaryota; Metazoa; Platyhelminthes; Cestoda; Cyclophyllidea; Hymenolepididae.
AUGGUUGGGGUCGAUUUUGACGUUGAUGGCGCCGUUGAAUUUAUUAUCAAAAAUGGUUAUUCAAGGGUGGGUCUUCAGUUUCCUUCAGAUUUGCUGAUCUAUUCUAUUGAUUUAUGCGAUCAAUUCAGAAAACGUACAUCUGCUUGUAUAGUUAUUCUCGGAGAUACUCCAUAUAGUAAUUGCUGCGUCGACGAACUUGCUGGUAAAAGAUGGGAUAUUGAAGCUGUUAUUCACUUUGGAAAUGCAUGUUUGACGAAACCAGUAGGAAGUGUCGAUGUCUUUUACGUUUUCGGAGACGUUCGCUGCCCCUUAAUUGAGAGUAAUGCAGAUGACAUAAUUGCUCAUGUGAAGCAACUUAUAAAAGACGUUGGUGGAUCUAUAUUGUUCUUUUAUGAUUUUCGAUUUCUAAAAUCUGCUCGUCUCUUGCACAAUCUUUUGAAGUCUAAUGAUAUCGAUGUAAUAUUCACUGAACCCGCAUUGCCGAACUUAUCUGUGAUUGAAAGCUCGACUACAUAUCGCCACUUAGGAAGAAUUUUUCAUUUGAAAGACAAUUUAGAGUUCCCUAAAGGUCUCCUUUAUUUAGGAGAAUGUGAUUCAAACUUCUACAGCAUUCUAGUCAGUAUGAAGGAUGCUUAUAAAAUUGCUCCUAUUUUGAUUGAUCCCAAUACCGGCAAAGUUAAUUUUGCCAUUGAAUCUGCUUCCAAAUUACUCAGAAAGCGGUAUUUCCUCAUGGAAAAGGCUAAAUCUGCUAAACGAAUCGGUAUUCUGAUGGGUUCUCUUUCAAUAUCCAAGUAUAUGAAUGUGGUUGAUCGUAUUAAACAUCUCCUUUAUCGCGCGAAAAUUGCUUACACAACUCUCGUUGUGGGUAGACUCAAUGAAGCGAAGCUGAUGAAUGUCCCCGACUUGGACGCCUUGGUCUUGGUUGCUUGUCCCCAAGCCAGUUUGUAUAACAACCCGAAUUUGCUCAUCCCGGUUAUCACACCGUUCGAGUUGGAGUGCAUUCUCUAUGAGAGAUGUAAAUACGCAGACGAAGGUUAUGUGAAUGAUAACGAUGAAGAAUUGAUUCCGAAAAAAAGACAGUGGAAUGGUCUUUGGCUUCCUCUUGACUUCGCUUCACAUAUAUUGGACACUGAAUCAGAUACCUAUGUUCGAGAAGACGAUGUUGUAAUCUCAAGCCAAGCAGACGAAGAGAUCUCGGUAGGAGCGUCGGGUGGCACUCUGGUGUCUCGGGAUGAUACCAACUGGAGUUUGGCUGUGACAUUCGCUGAAAUGCUUGCAGAUAGACGUGAUUCGUGGAACGGUCUGGAUCCCGCCUUAGGAAUGACUGAACCAUUAACUUCAAUCCAACCUGGACGAUCUGGUAUCCCUACAGAAUAUUCUAAUAUUUGUAAAUAA